AUGAAGCUAUAUGACGGCACCACAGAUCCUAACGACCAUGUUGCUCAAUAUAAGCAAAGAAUGAUCACCAUUUCAAUCCCAAAAAACAUGCGAGAGGCAUGCAUGUGCAAAGGCUUCGGCUCAACGCUGAUUGGGCCGGCAUUACAGUGGUUCAUUAAUCUCAAUAAUGGGAUUAUUUCUUCUUUUGCUCAAUUAGUCAACACCUUUAAUAUGCAGUUUGCUAGUAAUCGUAUGAUGGAAAAGCAAGCUAGUGAUUUGCAUAGGAUUGUACAAAAAUCUGAUCAAUCUCUUAAGGAAUUUGUGAACAGGUUUAAUAGGGAAAAGGUGUCCAUUCCAAACUGUGACUCCCGGACGGCCAUCGAAGCUUUCAAGCGAGGGUUGGAGGAAGAAUCAAACCUCUACAAGGAGUUGACCAAGUAUCCUUGCCCGACGUUCGAAGACGCCCAAGCUAAGGCGUUGGCCCAAAUCAGGCUGGAAGAAGACAUGCAGUCCAGAAAAGCUUAUGCUAACGUUGACAGCCGGAAGACAGUGACCAGUAAGCAGACGUCAUGGCGCCAUAAGCCAUACGAGCGACCGCAGCAAGUCCAUAGCGUCCGUCAUGUCGGAUCAACCAACGACUGGAAGAAUGAUCCUGGCCUGCCCCCUAGGCUCGCUGAAUACGGCUUCAAUGUCACCAUGGGAGGUAUUAUCAACACUUUACAUUCUUUGGGUACUGCUGUAAAAUGGCCUUACAGGAACGAAAAGUCGACGGCAUAUCGCGAUAAAUCCAUAUGGUGUGAAUUCCACGGAGACCAUGGGAAUCAUACCGACGAAUGCGUCGCCCUGAGACGGGAAGUGGCUCACCUUUUGAAGCAAGGAUAUCUGAAAGAUUUGCUGACAAAAAAAGGAAAAUAA
Messenger RNA from Beta vulgaris subsp. vulgaris (sugar beet), 894 nucleotides. RefSeq lists its product as uncharacterized. The coding region runs from base 1 to 894 and encodes 297 amino acids. The transcript has a single exon. NCBI's taxonomy places the organism in Eukaryota, Viridiplantae, Streptophyta, Magnoliopsida, Caryophyllales, Amaranthaceae. The record is from RefSeq and is a predicted model, not a curated record.